AUGGGCUCUUUCACUUUCACUUACUCUCAUUUCUAUUGUUUCUUCAUUUGGCAUUUCUAUCUAAAUCCACAUCAAUAUCUAUCCACUUCAAUCUUUCAUUUUUUUUUUCUACUUUUAUAUUCCUCUUUCUUUUCUCCUUCUUGGUACUCCAUUUUUCUAUCUUAUUAUUUUUUCUUUAUUUCAUUCCUUCUUCUGAAUUUUUCCAUUUUUCUUUUCUACCAUUUUUUUUAUUUUUUAUUAAAUACUUUAUUCAUCUAUUCCUUUAUUCCGUCAAGAUUUCCAUCAGGUUCUAUAUUCGACAUUCGUUCAUCGUUUCUCUUCGAUGUGUUUAAUUCAUUCCUUCAUGAAUAUUUUCUUUCUUUCUUUCUUUUUCUUUUUUUCUUCCUUUCUUCCUUUCUUUCUUUCUUUCUUUCUUUUUCAUCCUUUUUUCCCUUCCAUUCUUUCGUUUUUCUUUUAUUAAUUUUUCUUUAUUUGCUUCAUUUUUUCUUUCUUAAAAUGUACUUAAAUUGUCAAGCCAUUCUCUAUAAUCCAUUCAUUCCUGCUCCAACUGUUAUAUUCGUUCGAUUCAGUUUUCUCUUCACUUUUAGUUCCACUACAAAUAUUGGACAUUUUCUUUCUUUCUUUCUUUCUUUCUUUCUUUCUUUCUUUCUUUCUGACACGUCUCUUAUGACGCCAAUUCCUUCUUUUAUUCCCAUUGCGAUUGCUGCAAUACUUAAAAUUUUGCAUUUUGUUUCUUGCCAUUCCAUUAAUUUCUUCUAA
Messenger RNA from Acanthosepion pharaonis, 759 nucleotides. The record is from the annotation of a GenBank genome assembly. Lineage: Eukaryota; Metazoa; Mollusca; Cephalopoda; Sepiida; Sepiidae.